Messenger RNA from Pseudo-nitzschia multistriata, 2522 nucleotides. Lineage: Eukaryota; Bacillariophyta; Bacillariophyceae; Bacillariales; Bacillariaceae. The record is from the annotation of a GenBank genome assembly.
CACUCUUCAACAGUCCUCUGGCCUCGGAUCCAAUCUCAGCAGCAAUCAACAUCAAAAAAUCAACUGAAAGCCAAACAAACCAUCGAUAAACUGAAAAAAGGAUUCCAAUUGUUCUGUAAGCAACGGCACCGUUGACUCCUAUCCUAGCGAGGAACAAUUCAUUGAUUGCACUAUAAAAUAAAGAAAUAAAGAUGAUUCGAUCGAUCGCCGUUAGUAAGCAGCGASUCAUGGCUUCGUCAARAAGCAAAAGUAUUGAAACURUGCUUCAACAACGACUAUUCGCUCAUGGUAAUGCCGCAAUCGCUAAUUGUGGUGGGGGAGCCGGACGACGAGCAGUGGCAAACUCAAYUUUCGCUGUACGUGCAAAGUAGAAACGAUUCAUUCGAARAAWWCAUGUAUCCAUGUCSAAWUCGUUGACCAAGAAAUGUCUGCAAUCGUCCCUUGGUUACGACCAUUGUUUAUUUAUCCCAAUGUGCURAAAACUCACAUCAUCGGUUUUGUUCAACCAAUCUACUACACAGGACCAGCGAAGAUUCUUUCGCACAGACAGYGCGUCUACKGCAAUACCAGGAGAACAGGAUCUGCAGCAACAUCAACGUCAACAACGACAGCAACGAAGRAAUAACAGUAGCGCCGAACAGCAACUGCAAGAUCACGCGUCACUGUUGCGAAGUAUUCAAGAAGAGUCCGAUGUGCGGGAUUCCGUUGCCUAUUCUCUUGCAAUGGCGAACAUGUCCAAUAAAUCCGGAUUCCCACCACUGACUCGUUCGUUGAGUGAAAGAGAAAAGGAACAGAUUCGAAUUAGUCAAAAGCAAGUGCUAAAUGAGCGCAUGAUCGCAAAUGAGCAAAUUUACGGAGAGGRUGUGAAUGAAGRAGAUUCAUUCAGCGAUGAUAUGGCAUACUCUCUCUCGUUCGCUUCAUCUCUAAACGAAGGUUSUGUCCAAUUUCCGUCGUUGACUAGGUCUCUCAACGAGCGCGAAUCUGCACAGCUUCGUAUCAGUAAAUCUCCACUGUUAUCRACUUCAACGUACCCGGAACAACGCCGACRGCAGCAAACCCGUUUGCCUCGCACCUUGAAGGAUGCCCUCCUUCCAAGUUCCGAAGCGAUUGUAAUUACGGAAACCAAUAAGCCAUUUCGAGUCUUUGACGUGAAUUCUGCUUGGGUGGGAUUGUGUGGAUACACAUAUGCCGAAUCGAAGGGAAAGAGCCUAGGCGAUCUCCUGGGAGGAGAAGAAACCGAUCAGUGCGCCGUGACGGCACUGAUCCACCAGCUUUUCGUCCACGGAGAGGAAGCAACAACGGUGCUAACAAAUUAUACCAAAGAUGGACGAAAGUUUCGAAAUCGGCUGAGCGUUGGGCCGCUCUAUGACAAAGAGACCGGCAACGUCACGCACUUUGUGGGAGUUUUGAAAGAGGUCUCGGUUGCGGUUUAGAUCUGCCAUUUUUCCCAUUUUUACAAAAUCAUUGUAGAUUAAAGAGGAAAAACUGGUUGUUACGGAAAUACUUGUCGCCAUAUUCCUUAUGGCAACUUGUUGGUUGGCUAUAUCAGAUUAUUACGAGGAACACUUUUUAUACACCAUGAAAUUCAUAGUAAUCUAGAAUUGUUGUUCAAUGGUACCAUAGCGAACACCGUCUCCAAAUUAGAUGUUUUUAAUUUCUACUCGAGGUGGUUCCUUCGUCUGUCAAUGUUUACCCUGCUUUACAUCCCAGUGGGGCAUCCGCCAAGGCYUGUUAAAUGAAGCAAUUCUUACCAAGAAUGCAACCAAAAACGAAACAAGCGUAAUGGAUGAGGAAUUCAAUGGCCAUGACUGUGUUUUCAGAAGGUGAUUCAAAAUCGUGUACGUGAGCGCACCCAACGUAGGACCCAACGCGUAUAAUGUUCUAUGUGGAUACAUCACCCGGGGCUUUUCUCCACAAAUGACAUCUCGGAUGAUACCUCCAAAGGUCGCGGUCAUGAGACCCGAAACAAUCCACAGUGUUGGAGCCAAWUUUUUUUUCGCAGCUGAUUCAACACCGACGAUACAAAACGCUGCUAAUCCCAGUGCAUCUGAUGAAAAUCGAGUGGAACAUUGACAACGUCGAACRAAAGGAGGAUGAGUGAGAUGAAGGGAUCAAUCGACACCUUAAAACAAUCUAGAAGCACGAUCAAAAUUUUCAGUGAUAGUGGCGCUCGGUGAUGGGGCAAUGAAGCACCUACCCGCUGUGCAAAUAGGAGCAGCCGAAUCCGCAUCCAAUCCAAACCUUUUUUCGAUUACAGGCCAAGAAUAAAAGGUGAGCAAUGCCGUAAGCAGGCUGAUUUCGAGAUAAAGCGGAGUUUUCAUCCAAAACACCACAUGUUCUUCGUGACUUCCAACCAUAAGAACAUCACGUAAAGUCCCUCCGCCCAUACUUGUUAUCGAGGCGAUGAUCAUCAUUCCGAUUAUAUCCAUCCCUUUUCUCCCCGCCUUCAAAGCCCCGGAGAAAGCGAACACUGCUGUACCGCAUAUGUCCAAUAUUUCAAUCAGUAAACCAACCUUGCAAGG